Molecule: messenger RNA, 1242 nt
Organism: Aspergillus steynii IBT 23096
Lineage: Eukaryota; Fungi; Ascomycota; Eurotiomycetes; Eurotiales; Aspergillaceae
Product: TDT family transporter
Exons: 5
Coding region: 1-1158 (385 amino acids)
Biological process (GO): transmembrane transport; sulfite transmembrane transport
Cellular component (GO): plasma membrane
Molecular function (GO): sulfite transmembrane transporter activity
Source: RefSeq, a predicted model, not a curated record
AUGGGAUGGCGGCGAAUAGUCUUGGGAUUCGGACCACCAUGGUUCGCUGUAACUAUGGGGACGGGUAUCGUCGCCAUCCUGCUCUUUCUCAUCCCGUUUCACGACUCCUGGCUAUACUACCUUUCGAUUAUCUUUUUUAUUCUCAAUACAUUUCUGUUCGCCUUGGGGACGAUAUUGACAGUGCUGCGAUACAUGCUAUACCCACGAGUAUGGCCAGUCAUGCUGCGUGACCCGGUCGACCCAUUAUUUCUGGCGACUUGUCCCAUCGGCUUCGCUACUCUCAUAGAGAUGUGGAUCUUUAUUUGUGUUCCGAUAUGGGGGCGCUGGGCGACAGUUCUAGCCUGGGUGGCAUGGAUGAUCGACACGGCCUUUUCGGUUGUUAUUACGGUAUCAAUCGCCUUUCUUCUACUUUGCCAAAAUCACACAACCUCGUUAGACAAGAUCACAGCUGUGCAACUCGUCCCGAUUGCGGCAACGAUUGUUGCUGCCGGUGUAGGCGCAGAAGUGUCUGCCGUUCUACCCAAUUUGAAACAUAUGAGGGGUACCAUAAUCGCAUCCUACCUGCUUUGGAGUCUCAGCAUGUCUAUGGCCAUGAUGAUUCUCGUCAUAUACUAUCAACGUCUGAUUCUACAUAAACUGCCUCCAAAGCAGCUGGCUAUGAGCUCCUUCCUAACUCUAGGGCCCGUGGGGUUUGGCGGAUUCGGUAUCAUGUACCUCGGGAAGGUUUCACUGACUGCCUUCCACAAGAACAACACUAUCCACCCGAUGGUCGGCGACGUCGCCUAUAUAUUAGGAAUCAUGGUUGCCCUAGCUCUAUGGGGUUUCAGUCUACUAUGGCUGAUAUUCUCCUUCGCCACCGCGAUUCGUUCAUGGCCUAUCCCGUUCAACAUGGGUUGGUGGGCAACCACUUUUCCCUUCGGGGUGUUUUGCGUCAACACGAUUCAACUCGGCGUCGAGCUAUCGUCGAUGUUCUUUAAAGUCAUGGGCACGAUAUUCAGUACGAUGGUUAUUUUGCUCUGGGUAGUUGUCAGUUUGGGGACUAUUCGCGAAGUCUACCGAGGUCACGUCUUCAAUGUGCCGUAUCUGGAGGAUAUCUUUUCGGAGGAUGACCGCAAUGACAGUAUUGAUCUGGAGACUGUUUCUGGCUCAACUUGCUGAUGGUAUUUGUUCAUCUGUUUAUCGUUUCAUGCUAUACACAGGUAUUUUUUAGCAACAGUGAAUGGUAAUGUGAAGAGUUUCAAG